Molecule: messenger RNA, 1044 nt
Organism: Mytilus californianus (California mussel)
Lineage: Eukaryota; Metazoa; Mollusca; Bivalvia; Mytilida; Mytilidae
Exons: 6
Coding region: 104-823 (239 amino acids)
Source: RefSeq, a predicted model, not a curated record
UUUAAAGUGUCAUGUUUCAAACAAAUUUGAAUGCAGAUGUUCAAAUGUGUCGUCAAAAUCGAGUAGAUACUGUAUUCCAUUGUUAAAUGUAUGUGGUAUAAAUAUGAUGAGACCAAAUGGAAAAACGCCUAAGUUUGACGACUUUAUUCAUCAAUAUAUGAUAAUUAUGGUCAUCGUAACUGUGGUUAUUGCCGAUAACAAAACCAUGUUCAAAUGUCCGGGGCCUUCGCAAUGGAAAUUCAGAGCAAAGAGUAUGUGUAACGAUACAGAAAAGUAUAUAUGUCUUUUGGACGAAAACGGACAAAAGGAUGAAGAAUUCUGUGGAUCAUGGCCCGAUUUUGAAAAUCCUGGAUACAAACAGAUAUUGCUAGGCGGAACAACAAUAAAACCUUGUUCAGAAGACAGAUUCCAACCAUUUAUAUUCUGGACUAAUGGUAGUAGCAGAUGUGUGUUUAAGAAGGAAAAUUGUAACCAAGAGGGACAAGUGAUUCACAGCAAUGGAACGCUACAAACAAACAGAAUGUGUCGCUGCGACUACACGAAAAACUAUGACUUUGUUUUUAAACCAAAACAUGGUUGUUUUUGUCUACCUUCCGAAGAGGAUUGUUCGUGCUAUGUGAAGCCCUGUCAAAUCGGAUAUAGUUUGACACAAGAUUAUGAAUGCCUGAAAGAAUCGAAAUUGAAGUACAACUGUCCAGAAAUUUACAGAUAUUCAACUGACAAUCAAGUAACGAAAACAGCAAUCAUAUCAUCAGAUGAACAUGUGACUCCGGCAGGUAAUAUAAGUAAACUUAUCACACAUACAUUACACAGUACUGAUUAAGUGUAUUUAGUAACUGAAUACAAGGCCGUACGGUGACCUAUAGGUGCUUUCUUCUACGUCAUUUUUUCACUUGUUAAUAGUUGUCGCAUUGGCGAUCAAACGACAUCUUCUAAUUUUCAUUGGUAAAUUCAACAGAAUAUGAUCUGUAUUCUGUUCAGGUAUACAUGCAUAUUUGCGAAAAUUAGAUAUUGGUCACAUAUCAACUGUUUCAAACAACCAAA